CUAAUCGGAUUAGGCGACUAUAGGUUAACGGGCUGCUGUCUCUCUCUGCCCUACAUGGGACGGUCGUGUGCGCAGCGUUUUUACUUUCUGUUGUAGCUCCACUUUUUGCUUAACCUGAAUCGUAUUUCCAUUAAUGUGCACUGGAACCGGAUAACUGUAACUACAACUCAACGUGGUUUCGUUUUUGGGGGCGCGCGAAAAGAACGUCUCACUUCGUGGGGCGUUCACUGCUCAGAUGGGCACAAUGUCAACAACUCUCCGAAGAUGACUGAUGGGUAACUGCACGCGCAACAUGCUUAACUAGUAGGCUAACACAGAUCAAGGAGUUUGUGUGAUUUAGGCUGCCGUAGGCGACGUAAGUGACUUUUUAAGUAGACCUACGGUAGUUUUAUUUCGCUCCUGUCUGGAGAGACAGCCAGUCCCAUGCCCUCGCCCCGCGUGCCAGACUGCACUAUACCCCGAGGACAGUGCCCUAGACUCGGGGGUUAGAUGGUGCUUAUCACGGACGACAGGGAUGGAGGAGGCGCUUCGUCGGUCCGGGUCAGACAGCGCCAGCAGCACCAAAAAGUCGGGGGAAACAUCACCCAAGUCCACCCGACCAUAGUCGAGGAGCCACUGUCCAACUCUGACGAGGACUACCUAGGCUCGUGCGAGGAGGACGAUGAAGAGGACGACGGUGGGGAGGAAAACGACGAUGAAUUCGAAGAAGUUGACUUUGAGGACUUGGAGGAUUGUCGGAGCAUCGUUUCGGACGACUCCUUCUACCCGCCGGAUGAUGUGUUCGCGGACUCGGAGCGCACCCCGUCUCCGGAAAGCCCGCAACCGCUGUCUUUUUUCCAGGCGUGCUGCACCAACAACGCGGCUAUCGUCCGGAUAAUGAUACGGCAUGGGGUGAGGGAGGAGGAGGUCAAGGAGAGCGACAGGAAUAACAGGAUAGGGCUGUUGGUUGCGUGUUACCAAGGUUACGUGGACGUUGUCAUAGCACUGUCUCAGUGUCCGUAUCUGGAUGUCAACUGGCAGGACAGCGAGGGAAACACAGCUCUCAUCACUGCAGCUCAAGCAGGCCACAUAACAAUCACCAACUAUCUGCUCAACUACUACUCUGGGCUGGACAUCGAGAGGAGAAACUGCCACGGCUUCACCGCUCUGAUGAAAGCUGCCAUGCAGGGAAGGGUGGAAUGUGUGCGCUCUCUCAUGAUGGCAGGAGCUGCCCUGAAUGCCAGGGACUUUGGCCGCCACUUGACUGCCAGGGAGUGGGCCAUUUUUACGGGCCGUUAUGAAACUGCUUGGGUGAUGACGCGUCUGAUGGAGCGGCCCUGUGCCCGCCAGUACAGUGAUACGUACAGUCUAGAGUGGCCCCCACUGGCAUCACUGGUAGCUAAAGCCCAGGAGCCCCGUGGCUGUCUGAAGCGCCUGUCGGAUACCGUGCGAAAUGUCUUCAACAUCGCGAAUGUCACUAACCCAGAGGAGGAAGGUGUCAUCGACCACAUGGUUUCUAUUACAACUGCCAUGAGGAGCCCUUUCAUUGCUGUGGCAUGCCAUACAGUGUGUCCUGACAGCCCCCCAAGUGUGGGCAUACGGCGCCAUGCAGUUCCUGAGAUCAUCCGCCAGCAGCGUGCCAAGGAGCUCCGCUCCAUCGACCCUGACAGGGUGGACAGCCACCUCAAACUCUUCCAGAACUCCCGGGUCACACUGGUGGCCAAGAACUCAGUAGAACGCAGGGCCAGCCUUCAGGCCCAGAGUCUGGUGCCUCGACAGAGGAGCUCCAGCCUGGGCAUCGUGGCUCAUAACGAAGCCCUGGAGCUGCGGAGAACCAGCCUGCUGCCCGUGCACAUGGUGCUGAGGAGGAGCAGCGUCAGGCCAGGGUUCAGCAUCCCCAAAGUGAGGGUGUCCAAGGCCCCCACGCCCACUUAUGAACCAGAAAAGAUCCGGAGGAAGAGCAGCACCAAAGAUGGAGGGGGGCAGCUGCUGCAGAUACCAAAGUGGCGGUACAAGGAGCUAAAAGAAGAAAGAAGGAAAGCUGAGGAUGCUGAGAGGAGGAGACUGGAGGCUAUAACCAAGAGACACCUUGCUGCCGGGAAAAGGAAAUAAUAUCAUUGCCUCGGAGUAUGUUAUGGACACUGCCCCAAAGAGAGACAAAAUCUGGACAGACCAUAAAGUUGGACAGAUUUGGCUUUAAUGUUUUUCUCAAUAUAUGUGCUCAGGGUGAGCUUAGAAUUACCAGCAAUGUUGCUAAAAGAGGACAGAAGACUGAAGUUUGCUUUUGUCUGCUCAGUUUUGCAAGGGGGAUGCCGGUUGGCCUCUUAAAAAUGGCUGCUGAAGCAUUAGAAGUGUACGAUGCUCAGUGUCCUUUAUGAUGUCAGACAGUGAAUACCCAGGAGAUUUGAUACUUGAAUGUUUUUAGCUAACUUAUUUUUCAUAUUUAUUGCUUUUUAAUGGAUGGCCAAGUCUAUAUGGUUUUGUAGUGUGUUACGCUGUAUUGGAGCAGAAGACACUUCUUAACACACAUUCUUUCAGACUGUAACCACAGCAGAAAUGUGUUCAUCAUUCUGCCUAAAAAAUGGAAGCUUUUAUUAAAGAUGUUAUGGAAUAAUGUCUUUAAAAGAUUCAGUGGAGAAUACUAAUGGGUGUGUCAUAUUGACUGAGAAAGCUAAACUCAAGCUUAUAUAGAAUCUAAUGGCAUUUGACAGCAAUGUUUUUAGAUGCUUUUUGUUUUACUUUAUAAUGACCCAAACCCUUGAAUGUAUUUCACAUAUAUAUUUUAUAUUAGAGAUUUUAAUGCUUUUUGAUGACAAACUUUUUAUUUUUUAAUCCAUAUGAACUUUUUUCACAUACUGAUAUACAAACAACUAUGUUUUGUAGUCUUAAUGUUUGAGACCAAGACUGAAAUGUAGAGCACUAUUGUGAUGUAACACUUAAAUCUUACCAUGUGGGAAGAAAGUUCAAACUCUUCCCAAAUGUUUGGAUUGCAAAAUGACAUUAACACUGGUUAUAAUAGUGAUAAACUAACAAGAUGUUGAACUCUAAGAUGUGUGAGUUUGGUGUAUACAGGGUACAGAUGAUGGGAACAAAAUAAACACUUCUGCUAACGGUGA
This is a messenger RNA of Siniperca chuatsi (mandarin fish), 3095 nucleotides long. It is a transcript of the gene ankrd33ba, whose product is annotated as ankyrin repeat domain 33ba. The transcript has 6 exons. Lineage: Eukaryota; Metazoa; Chordata; Actinopteri; Centrarchiformes; Sinipercidae. Gene Ontology annotation, molecular function: protein binding. The coding region runs from base 490 to 2091 and encodes 533 amino acids. The record is from RefSeq and is a predicted model, not a curated record.